Molecule: messenger RNA, 867 nt
Organism: Colletotrichum truncatum
Lineage: Eukaryota; Fungi; Ascomycota; Sordariomycetes; Glomerellales; Glomerellaceae
Product: Autophagy-related protein 37
Biological process (GO): fatty acid metabolic process
Molecular function (GO): fatty-acyl-CoA binding
Source: RefSeq, a predicted model, not a curated record
AUGGCUGACUCCGUGGAUCGCGUUUUCGUCCAUGCCUUAAAUACCGUCAAAAAGAUCCCCAAGACGGGGGCCUCGCGUCCCCCGCCGUCUGACAGGCUGCGACUCUAUGGUCUUUACAAGCAAGCGAUGGAGGGGGACGUCGAUGGCGUCAUGGAGAGGCCGACUUCGGCUUCCGGAAUGCCCCCCGAUGAGCUGCAGCGCGAGAAGGACAAGUGGGAUGCUUGGAACUCGCAGAAGGGCCUGACCCGGACGGAGGCCAAGAGGAGGUAUAUUGAGGCAUUGAUCGAGACGAUGCACAGAUACGCGACAACACCAGACGCUAAGGAACUUGUUGCGGAACUCGAAUUCGUAUGGAACCAGAUCAAGAACAACAGCCCGAGCUCGACAGACUCCUCGCCGAAAGAAACGGGGUAUACCGGCGAGCCGCGCCGCUUCCUGCAGCCUUUAAGCGGAUCGGAGGGGCCCAUGAAGGUACUGAGCCCGAUGAGCGAAGACGACGCCGCCGAACGGGACUCAGAUAGGAGGCUAGGAUAUAACGAGGGCGUUGAAGAGGAGGCACUUGUGCCGAGCAGCAACUGGUCACGAAGUGUGGAACGCGCACUUGAAAAGCUAACAGCCGAGGUCGCCGCAUUACGAGAACAAAUAACGACUGGAAGAGAGUGGAAGUCUAGAAAGCAGCGCAGCUUUAUGGCAUGGAUUCGAUGGCUUCUGUGGAUCGUCAUGAAGCAUCUGACCAUCGAUAUCGUUCUACUGGCGUUUAUACUACUCUGGUUGCGCAAGCGGAAGGAUAGGCGGUUAGAGGAUCUUGUCCGGGCAGGGCUGAGGCUGGUGAGAGAGUACGUGCGGAAUGUUCUACCGUCCAGAUGA